AGUUCGUGAAAUGAAAACUGCUCGAGGCCUGAAUAUUUCAUUAACACAAGUGAAAACUCACUGUAAUGAUAUUGUAUUUAUCGAUUUACACCUGGUGAUAAUUUACAUGUCGUGGAGCUUAAACCUUUCGAAUUUAUGGCCAAGAAGUAUUUCACAGAAGUCUAGUUUCACACUUUGUCUAGAUAAAAUAACGAACCUUAAUUUACAGCUUUUAAUGGAUCUAUAUUUACAUUAAAUUCAUUUUACAUUAUUUUCAGUUUCUUUUGGUGAAAGAAUCCGGGAAAUCCCUUAAUAUGUAAUGCCUUUCAGUUUCGAAAUGUUAAGAACAAAACGCUUAUAAUUUCCUAAAGUGAUAAAACUUAAACCGGUUUUUAAAACGUUGCUCUAUAUUCUGAAGAAAUCAUUUAAGAUGGCGUAGACCAUGAGCUUUAAAAGAGAUCAAACAGUGCUCCUAGCCUUAUUCUUAACAAGCUUUUUUAUUAUGAUUCAAGCAAAGAAGAGCUGCGACAGAAGUUCACUGACUCAGAAACUACGGCGAUACUCUGUAGAUCAUGUGAAAAUAACGAAAGAAGACACAGACCGGGCAAAGCGACUAGUUGACAGUUACAUCAAGAAUGAAAUCCUGCAAUUUACUUCCAGUAAUUCUCCCCUUGCCAUCAGCAAGCAUGAAUAUACAGGGAGUCUGUAUGAGAGGCUCAAGACAGAAGCAGCUGACGAGGUUGAUGUUAUGGUAGUGUUACAGACAGCCAAGGAAGAAGUGAUCCAACAAGAUUGUGGAGUCCCUGGGUUUGUGCUACUAAAGGCGCAAAAAGAUUCACCUCUUCAAAAAUACAGCAACAUAGAUGGUUUCAUUAUCCCAGAGAAGCUGCGAGCGAGUUGGUUUUAUGGUCUUGUUCAAAAGGCUGUGAAUGAACUCACAGCUAAGAGUCCUGCAUUGCCUGUUGAGCUGGAGGUCCGUGCACAUGGCCCUGCUGUGCAGCUAGACAUCACUGACAAGGAUUCAGGAAAGAAGUUGUCAGCUGAUUUAGUGCCUUCCUUUCAGCUAGGACCCACGGAAUACUUUGUUGCAAAAACGUACACAGGGAAGAAUUUACCAGCUUGUGAUCCCAAGCUUCUCUGGCGGCAGUCCUUCUCACUCAAGGAAAAAGCAAGAUUGCAAGAAAUGGACAAGGAAGAUCACGGCUGUAGGCAUGAACUGCUCAGAAUUGUAAAAACCAUGAUUCGGGCAGAGCCAACUUUUGCCAAAUUGACCAGCUACCAUUUAAAAACAGUUUUUCUACGUUACAAUUCCAAUCCAAAGCUCUCGUGGGGUGCCAACAUGCUGGGAGAGAGAUUUAUCGAAUACCUGGAAGAGCUGUAUGCUGCCGUGGACAGCAAAGUUCUUGAUCAUUUUUGGGUGACAGGAGUUAAUCUGCUGGAUAAUAUACCAAGUAAAACACUGGAGAACAUGGCUGAUCGCUUGCGCCGGAUUUUGGACAAUGAUAAAGAGAGAGAUAAAGUCCUCAAAUGUCAGCCUUCAGGUCAACUGGCUUCAAAUGGCAAGACACCAGAAAGCUGCCCUGUUCCUUCACCAGGAAAGCAGCAGCAGUGUCCGCCUACCACGUCCCAGACUCCUACAGAUCUCUUGCAGCUUCUGCGAAGACUCCUGGACAAUCUGGGUGCAACUCUUAGUAAAGAGAUCAAGUGGUCAAAGGAGGUGGUUGACCAGAGUUUGAAGGAUGGGGUGCUUAAAUACUGCCAGGAAAAUUCUGAUCUGGUCAGCAGGUUUGAAUACGGUGGAAGUUUGUAUGAGAAUUUGAAAACCAUAGGCCCUGAUGACGGUGAUGCUAUCAUUCUUGUUGCCUUGAAAGCAAAAAAAGGUUUCAUUUCCUCUGAUGUGAACGAGACUGGUUAUGCAGUCAUCAAGUCAUUAGAAAAUUCCCCUUACAAAGCGUUUUCCAAUGAAGAUGGCUUUCUCAUGCCAAUGAAAUUCAAAAACUGGCUUUUGAAACUAGUCAACUCUGCUGUGAAGAGUAUCAGCAAGGAUGAAGUGUCAUUUGUGGGUUUAAAAGUUUCCAGCUGCAGUGCAGGUGUUAAAGUUCAGAUUCAUGAGCAGUCUAAGGUAUUAGAGGUUCAGCUUGUCCCGGCAUUUCAACUUGGCAGUGAUCACUUUGUCCCUCCUCCAAGUCAGCAUGGGUAUCUUCCACAGGGUGUGGUCCAUGAUACAGCGUGGAGCAAGUCCUACACCUUGACACAGAAGAUGCUGCUCAAAGACAUGGACAAAGAUCAUGGCUGUCGCCACGACUUAUUCAAGGUGGUUGACACAGUCCUCCAUCGAGAACCAACAUUUUCCAGUUUAACAUCUUUUCACCUCAAGAUGGCUCUGCUCUGGUACAACAAAACAACCGAUGACUGGCGCAAAGAUGACUUAGCAGACAGGUUUACCGAGUUUGUUACUUUUUUACGAGAUGCACUUCAGCAGAAAGUCCUUAAGCACUUCUGGAUCAAGGAUCUUAACCUGCUGAUGGAUAUAUCACCCACUACACUUGGGAACAUGCAUACCAGACUGUCAACUAUCCUGAACAGUGAGCAAAAGAGAACAAAAGUGUUGACACUAGAAACAUAAAGAGGGGAAGAGCUGCUAGCAGUCUACUUCUAAUGAAAGGAAGAAGCCAAGAUUGAGACGGUAAACAGCCAGUCAACUCUUUUCUAAUAGAAACUUUGCUAUAGUGUAGAACGCACUGGAUGCGUCCCUCAGGAGGUGGAACACCAUUAUGUAAUGAACCCAAUGAUCAUGGCAGAGGUCUCCAGUGUAAUAAACUGUAUUUCUUCAGCCACACCAAAAAAUUAUAAUAAUUAACAGUUUACUGUAACAUAUUAGGCACAGAACCCCAGUAUAACAAUUAAACUUCUGUUAUAAUGAACGCAAUCUCCCAGUUUUAUCUUUAGGGUUUCAUUGUAUGAUAUCAUUUAGUAGUGGAUAGUUACUUAAAAGAAGUUACAAAUUGAACUGAUAACCUUCCCACUACUGUAGUAUGUAGGUCAUAUGCUUUGACCCCUGUGAGAAAAACUAGGAAUUUUUUUUCUGAAUGGCUGACUGAUUAAUAUUGUCAGGCCUUGUAAAUCUAGGAAUACACUGCCACUGUUUAACACAGAUCAAGCCACUAUCACAAUCUUGAACAAAACAACUGUUAAACUGGGGCAGAUCUGGGGGGGUCGGAGGGUUUGGUUGAACCCCGUAAAUUAAAAAAAGGAGACAUUAUAACAUGCUGACUUGGCCUCAGAAUGCCAGAAAUCCCAUUUCCAAGGACCUCAAUUUUAAAAAUUUUCCAGGCAAGAAUACCCCUGGACCCCCUGCCCCCCUACAGGGGACUGCCUUUAUUAGUCCGUACUUGUAUCUCAAACCCCCUUCUCUAACAUCCUCUAUCCGCCCCAGGUUAGACUAUUGUUCACAUAGUAGCUAAGCAAUAAUUUUUGUUGCUUGAAACUUACAGCUUCAAACCUAUCAAACAAACUAUUGUUUAUAACUGUAACUUGAAAGUUGAAAUAUUAAGACUGUACUUUAAAAUUGAGACAACCUGCUUCAAGGAAAUUAGAAGUCUUGUAUGUUGAAUAUUUUAUCUAUUUUGUUGCUAGUAAAUAAAAGACAGUCAUAUCGUA
This is a messenger RNA of Orbicella faveolata, 3639 nucleotides long. RefSeq lists its product as uncharacterized. The record is from RefSeq and is a predicted model, not a curated record. Lineage: Eukaryota; Metazoa; Cnidaria; Anthozoa; Scleractinia; Merulinidae.